ACGUGUAUGUGUGUCUCUGUGUGUGUGUGUCCAGCUCCAGUCUGUGCUGCAGUGGAUUAGUCAGCUGCAUUUAUUUAAGGUAUUGCAGAGAGAGCUCAGUAGUCCCGGACAGUGUGAGAGCGUCCGAUCUUCAAGAUGCAGCGCAUCUACAUGCACAGCAAUGAACACUUUGAGGUUUUCACCACUGUCCUUGCUCCACAAGGGAGGUAUCGAUACAGAGCAGAAGCUGAAAAGAUGGUAGUGGUGCACAGGUACAGGCCCCACUGGCCUGACGAGCUGGAGCUGUCUCCAGGUGACGUCACCCUGGUGCUGUCCAAACACGAGGAAGGGAGGUGGUUUGGGCAGCUGCAGAAUGGGCAGCGAGGUUAUUUCCCCGCCUCAUGUGUGAUGGAGCUGCGCCAGGCAAAUCUGCCUCCCAAAGGCCUUCGGAGGAGUUUAUCUGUGAGGACUACACCCGGUGACAGUGAACGCGGCAGAUAUGGGAAUGGACACAUUCUGCAGGCAUUCAAGAGGGGGAGCAGAGGAGGUGGAGGAGGAGUGGGGCUGGAGAAGGGCCAGGGUGAGCGUGAAGGCCCUUUCCUGGUUCGGAGCUCCCAGAUCCCUUUGCCUCAGCCCGUGGCCUCUCAGCCCCAGGCACAGAGAUCUCCAAACUUGCUCCACAGGAUCUUGUCCAAGUGCCGGAAAAAGAUUGAAUGCCAGGGAGCCACCAAUGGGGCCUUCGAGGGCGACUAAGAAACCCUUUUCUUUGUCCUGGGUGGCUGAGCUGAGAUCACUUUGGUGAGGUUGCACUCGGGGUGGAGGAUGAGGGGGUAGAGGAGCUUCUGAAAUGUGCAGAUGAGUUUUGAAUUUCCUGAUGUGGGCUUGUACUUGUGCUUUAUCAGGAUUUUCUAGAUGCAAGCAGGAGGUUGAAGGCUGAAUGUAAACACCCUGAUUAGUGAUGUCACAGUAGUGUAUGUGUGUGUGUGUGUUUGUGUGUGUGUUACCCACUUUAUCUGAUGGGCAAAGCAUGCCGUGACAUCACUGAUGGGGGUGUUGUCUCAAGUGCAACAUGCUGGAAAGUUUGAAGGUGUUGCUCUUUUCUGCCCAGUGCUUCAGCUAAUCUAAAGUCAGGCUUAUAUUCUGAAAACUGUACAACAUUAGUCGCUGCAAUCAAAGCUCAAACAACGUAGCAGUUAGAUGCAGUCAGUGAAGCAGGAAGUGAUGCUUCAUGAUUAUUAAAUUUAGCCUUUUCUAUAACGCUGCCUUUAUUGAAUGUUAUUUCUGCUGUUGGUUUUGUUAUGGUCCUAAUUUUUUUCCUGUGAUUUGUUAAUGUGUGUCUAUGUCUAUUUAAUAUGCUGUAAUAUGUUACUGUGAUAAUGAUAAAACCAGCAAACCCUCCGUGA
Molecule: messenger RNA, 1382 nt
Organism: Haplochromis burtoni (Burton's mouthbrooder)
Lineage: Eukaryota; Metazoa; Chordata; Actinopteri; Cichliformes; Cichlidae
Product: SH3 domain-containing kinase-binding protein 1
Exons: 5
Coding region: 136-732 (198 amino acids)
Molecular function (GO): protein binding
Source: RefSeq, a predicted model, not a curated record